Molecule: messenger RNA, 513 nt
Organism: Gracilinanus agilis (Agile Gracile Mouse Opossum)
Lineage: Eukaryota; Metazoa; Chordata; Mammalia; Didelphimorphia; Didelphidae
Gene: C3H2orf66
Product: chromosome 3 C2orf66 homolog
Exons: 4
Coding region: 1-513 (170 amino acids)
Source: RefSeq, a predicted model, not a curated record
AUGUCACUCGGACGGUCCCUGUCUCGUUCUCGGCAUAUCUCCGCCAGGUCUGCUUUGGCCCCUCCCUGCGUCCUGACUGAUGGGACACCGAACUGUUCCCCCCCAGAGUCUGGCAUUGGAGAUCCCCUCAGGCCAUCUGAUGUCCAACAUGUGACACAGGCACCCGUCAACAAAGACCUGGAGUUUUGUGUGCAUCCCUUCAGCAUGUCCCUGGUGAUGUUUCUGCUGCCUCUGUGCAUAGCACUCUUGCCAGUAAGGCAGGGUCAGGGAACCCCACUGAGAGGAGAGGAGAAAUGGAAAUCACUAGACAAUCCCAGAAACAGAGACCUGUUUUUCAGAACCCUCCAGGCAUAUUUUUUGAGAAGAGGUCUUGAUCUUGAGAAGUUCCCAAAUACUUUCUACAUAAACAAUGAGAAGCCUUGGCCUUCCUCUUUCCACUCGGAUCCUAUUGCUUCUGCAUUUGCAGAUUAUGAGGAGCAGAAAAAUUCCUUUUCCAAUUACUUGAGAGGCUGA